CUUCGCGCGUUGUGCGUUGUUGUUGCCCUGGCUUGUGACCGUGAUGAAGAUCACCGCAGCCCUCGUGUCGGCUUUACUCUUGCCAGCGAGCUGCUUCGCUGGGCUGUCGUCGAUAUGGCGACACUCUGCCAAGAUCAAGCGUGACGGGUUCUUGACGGACAGCUUCGCCGUGCAGGGGAUUUCCACCAAUAUGGCGGUCCGACAGGUACCCGGAGAUGGUAACUGUCUCUUCCACGCGAUCUCCGCGUGCCUCGACCACGCCUGCAACGGUACGCACCCCAGCUUAGACUUGAGCGAGCUGAUGCCCAAGUCCGCCGCACUCAGGAAGGUUGCGGUGGACUACCUGGUGGACAACCUGAAGAAAACUCUCUACCUUGAGAAGGAGGAGAGCGUUCCGGUGUACGAGCUUCUCAGCGUCGUGGCCGCGCAGUACAACAUGACCGCCGAGCACUACUGCGAGGUGAUGCGACAGUCCAGUGUGUGGGGGGGCGGGCCGGAGAUCGUGGCCCUGUCCAAUGCUCUUUGUCGACCCAUCCACGUGUAUGAGCUAGCCUCUAAUGGUGUAAGCUUUUGCUUCCGAAGGAUGGCUUGCUUCGGGUCCCCUUCUUUCGACGACAAGCAAGCGAUACACAUUCUCUCCGCAGACUCUAGAUUCCCAAACCUCAAGCCAGGCAGACAGCUGGCUAACGGCAACCACUUUCUGGCCCUCUUCCCCUGUCCAGAGACCGUGGCGUCUCCGGACGCGGCGGGCGUGGGAGUGGGCGGAGGGGGGGCGUCCAGCCUGAGGGGGAGCGCCGCGGAGGCUUCGGCCAUCGGGGUGGGCGGGAAAAAGCCCGGAAAGUUCCGGCGUUUCUUGUCGAGCCUGUUGACCUGCUCGUGCCUGUCGUCCCGGCGAGCCGUGAGGGAAGACGACGAGCCCGCGGCCGGCGACGUUACCACCAUCACAGACCCGACCAGCGCUCACAAGGGGGCGGCUCAUCCGCAGGGGGCGAUGGAGACAGGUGGCGGCGGUGUCGGGGGGGCGAGCGGUUGGCAGCAGGGCACCCCGGCACCCGACGUCGUGGUUGGGCUUGGUUCGGAAACCGUUUCGGGAGCGAGGGGCGGCGGAGGGACGCACGCGCGGCGAGGGUGGCCGCAGCAGCAAUCGGGCCUGGCUGCUCACAACGCUAAGAAGGGGCGCGGUGUUGGGUGGACACGAACCCGAUGA
Ectocarpus siliculosus is the source of this 1207-nucleotide messenger RNA. NCBI's taxonomy places the organism in Eukaryota, Phaeophyceae, Ectocarpales, Ectocarpaceae. The record is from the annotation of a GenBank genome assembly.